AGUUUAACUGUCAGGUAGGGGGUGGUUUAAAAGAGAGCUACAGCAGAUGGAGUGUGGGCAUUAAACAUUCUCUAAUUAACAUCAUGUAUCUCUAUGCAGCCUAUCAGAUUCCAAGAUGCAUCUAAAUGAAAAUAACGCGCAUGCUUUCUCUAAUCCUCGUCUGUCCUGUCCUUUUUAUCUGCUGGACUCGUAGCAGUCACAUCAUUAUGGGAGAUCGGAGCAGAGGGACGAUGACAUGCUGGUUAUUUUGUCCAUAAUUGCAAGUGGAUGGUUCUUCAUUAAAACUACGUUCCGCGGUGUUUUGUUAACACUAGUGGCAAAAUGUCUCUUACAGUCUUUUUGGGUCUGCUACUGGCAUCUGGUGGCUUUCCACUUGUUCGGAGCACUUGUCCUUCCCAGUGCAGCUGCUUUUAUCAUAACCUGAGUGAUGGUUCCAGAGCCAGAAGUGUGAUUUGCAACGAUCCAGAGAUUUCCCUGGUGCCCGCCACGUUCCCAGAGGACACCUCGAAACUUCGGAUUGAAAAGACUGCCAUAAAGAGGAUCCCGAGCGAGGCUUUUAGCUACCUCUCUAAUUUAGAAUUCCUUUGGAUGUCUUUUAACGUUUUAUCCUCUCUUAACUCGGACAGUUUUCGUGGCUUGUACAGUUUAGAGGAACUAAGGUUAGACGGAAAUUCGCUCACUUCUUUUCCGUGGGAAUCCCUCAUGGACAUGCCCAGUCUGAGGCUACUCGAUAUACACAACAACCAGCUGUCCUCAGUACCCUCUGAGGCUGCUCUCUACAUGAAAAAUUUAACCUACCUGGAUCUAUCCAGUAAUAAUCUGCUGACAGUGCCACCUGAGGUCCUCAACACUUGGUUGACGGUCAAACCCGUCCAGGGAGUAGAAAGUUCAAAAAUGAUUCUUGGUCUCCAUGACAACCCAUGGUUGUGUGAUUGUCGAUUAUACGACCUGGUCCAGUUCCAGAAGUCUCCCACUCAGUCAGUGGCCUUCAUUGACACGAGGCUCAGGUGUGCUGAUCCAGAGAGCCUCUCUGGAGUUCUGUUUAGUGAUGCCGAGCUCAGACGCUGCCAGGGCCCUCGUGUCCACACCGCCGUGGCCCGUGUGAGGAGUGCAGUGGGCAACAAUGUCUUGUUGAGAUGCGGAACCAUUGGGGUUCCCAUCCCUGAGCUGGCCUGGAGAAGGGCAGAUGGAAAGCCACUGAAUGGGACAGUUCAACUGGAGAAUUCAAAGGAGGGAAUAGUUUGGUCUAUUUUAAGCGUGCCUGCCGUGUCCUAUCGUGAUACGGGAAAGUACAUCUGCAAAGCCACAAAUUAUGCAGGGAGUGCAGAGGCCGUCAUUUCUUUGAUCAUAAGCGAUGCACCCAAAGCAGAGAAUCCAACUGUGGAUCCAAAAACCAAAGUGAAGUCCAAGAAGCCAAACCCUAUAGUCAAGGCAGCCUAUCAAGAAAAACACAUUGUAACAUAUGUUUCUCCUGCACCCAACAAAGUGCUACCACUUGGUGCCACAGUGAGCUACACAGGCCCGUAUCCAGGUAUGGAGAGCGACAAGGCCGCUAACAGUCGGACAAAUACCCAAACAGCCAGUCCCGACGGGUUUCUGGAGACCAAUCUGAGCAACCUGGCAGCAAACACGUCCUCACUUCAGCAAGACCCUGACAGGGUUGUGCGCUCUGUGAAAGUGAUUGGCGAUACGGAUUACACUGUGUGUCUGAACUGGAGGGCACCGACCGCAAAGAACACAACUGCUUUUAGCGUCCUCUAUGCUGUAUUUGGGGAGAGGGAUAUGCGCAGAAUUAACGUUAGUCCAGGUAACAACCGGAUCCUCAUCGAGGGACUGGUUCCAAAAACCAAAUACAUCGCCUGUGUGUGCGUCAAGGGGCUGAUCCCCAAAAAGGAGCAGUGUGUAAUCUUCUCAACAGAUGCAGCGGCUACUGCUAAUGGAACCCAAAAGCUCAUUAAUGUAGUAGUAAUCACGGUUGCCUGCGUGAUAGCUGUGCCUCUGACUGUGAUCGUGUGCUGCGGGGCACUUAAGAGGAAAAUCAAGAAGUUUCUGGGCAAAAAGUCCAAAGACAUUCAAGACUCCUAUGUGACGUUUGAGACUCUGUCUCCCAGUACCAAGGCCAAAGGCUUGGAGGGGGAAUAUCUCACCAGACUGAACGCAGAGGAGUCCAACAGACUGCUGUCGGCCAGGUCAAGCCUAGACUCUGAGUCCACCGCCAAAAUUGAGGGACAGCCGAAUGAAUACUUCUGCUGACAAUAUGCCUCAGCCACAAUUCCUCCACGCAGCCUCCAGAGUAUCCAGGCCCAGCCGCAGUACCUGAGUGCACAUAAUCUGUACCAGCAGUACGUGACUGGCCGUCCGUGAAGAAGAUUCAGGAUACUUUGCAUAAGUAACAAAGUGCACAAGUGAAUAUUCUUAUGUUGUCUUGGUAUUGUUGCUCUUUGUUACUGUGCUUUUGGACUUUUGGCUGGUGGUGGGGUUGUGGCUGAGCAAUUCCAGGAACAUGUUUUCAUGGACUUUUACCCCUUUAGAUAGUGCUGGAAUGAACUGAUUCAAAGGGAAAUGUUCAUAUGAAUUCUUGUAUAUUCAUGUAUAUGGAAAAAAAAAUCUAUUUAUAUGUGAUAUAUAUAGUAAUAUUAUGUAAGUAAUUGGGGAUUUGUUUCCACAUACACUCUUAAAAUUAAAGGUUCAAAAGUUUUUUUUUGUUUUUGUUUUUGCAGUGAUGCCAUAAAAGAAUAUGUUUUGGUUCUCUAAAGAAUCUUACAGUGAACAGUUUUUUUGUUUUAACUUUUUUUCUUGUGUACAACAAUUUAAAAAUAUAAAGAACCUUUUCCACUAUAAAGAUCCUUUUGUGGAAUGGAAAGGUUCCAUAGAUGUUACAGGUUCUUCAUGGAACCAUUUAUUCAAAUAAAGAACUUUUAUUUAUUAUUUAGAGUGUAGUUACAUUUCUAACAGAAUGAUGAGUCAAAUGUAACAUAUGCAAAAUAUGUAAAAUCUUUUGGGAUUUUCAUAUGCACCAACAUAGUCAUUGUGUAUGUGACAUUAUUUCUGUUUACCAUGUGAAACUUGUGCUACCUGUCCCAGGUAUCUUAGUAGUGCCCAUUUAUGCUUCA
Megalobrama amblycephala (Wuchang bream) is the source of this 3113-nucleotide messenger RNA. RefSeq names its product leucine-rich repeat, immunoglobulin-like and transmembrane domains 1a (gene lrit1a). Gene Ontology annotation, cellular component: endoplasmic reticulum membrane. Lineage: Eukaryota; Metazoa; Chordata; Actinopteri; Cypriniformes; Xenocyprididae. Gene Ontology annotation, molecular function: protein binding. The transcript is spliced from 4 exons. Bases 322 to 2253 code for a protein of 643 amino acids. The record is from RefSeq and is a predicted model, not a curated record.